Molecule: messenger RNA, 2217 nt
Organism: Mesocricetus auratus (golden hamster)
Lineage: Eukaryota; Metazoa; Chordata; Mammalia; Rodentia; Cricetidae
Gene: Dmrta1
Product: DMRT like family A1
Exons: 2
Coding region: 177-1652 (491 amino acids)
Biological process (GO): sex differentiation; regulation of transcription by RNA polymerase II
Cellular component (GO): nucleus
Molecular function (GO): RNA polymerase II cis-regulatory region sequence-specific DNA binding; protein binding; DNA-binding transcription factor activity, RNA polymerase II-specific
Source: RefSeq, a predicted model, not a curated record
AACUCUGUGUCUCACUACAGGUUCAGGAGGGACACAGCGGUUUCCUGCUGUAGGCCAGGAGAGUAAACUCGGUGUGCGGAGCUGGACAGAGGGACCUAGGCGGGUUCGCAACCUGCAACCCCACGUGUAAAGCUCUAGGCAGUGCCCUUGCUACUCCUCAGAGGUGACUUCUCAGAAUGGAGCAGUUUCCUUUAGGCCGUAGGGACCGCAGCGGCGGCUGCCGACCUCACCUGGCCUCGGGACUGCGGGCCGCUCCAUCCGCUUCGCCCGCGCGGCCGGUGCCGUCGGGGAUCCCGGUGUCCGCGGCUUUUCUACGGCCGCCCGGCCUAUUCCUGCGAUCGGCUGCCAGCGCGGGUCGGGGAGGAUGCGCUCCCGGCCCGGGGUUGGAUGGGGCGCUGGGGGCGGUGGGCUGCGGCUACGCGCGGACCCCGAAGUGUGCCCGCUGUCGCAACCACGGCGUGGUGUCCGCGCUCAAGGGCCACAAGCGCUUCUGCCGCUGGCGGGACUGCACGUGUGCCAAGUGCACUUUGAUCGCAGAGCGCCAGCGCGUCAUGGCCGCGCAGGUGGCGCUGCGCAGGCAGCAGGCGCAGGAGGAGAGCGAGGGCGGUGGGCUGCACCGUCUCCUGUGCCCUGGGCCUUCGGGGUCCGGGGCUCAGGCGUCGGGGACCAGCGGCAGAAACGAGAGUCCCCAGGCCCUGCUCAGGUCUGAGGCUAUGGCUGUGCUGGGAGCGGGUGCUUCAAGGCACGCCAGGAGCCAGGCGCUCCCCACUUUCCAGGUUUUCCAGCAAGAUUAUGCCGAGGGAAAGCAGGAACCAAAAGAGAAUAACUGUGGGUCAUGCCAGAGUAGACAUGAAGAACUAGUCUCCAACACCCACCACCGUUCAGUGGGAUCAUCUCCUAAGUGUAAUGGUACCAUCCAGAAACGGGGCUUUAUGUCAUCUAUUUCAGAAUACUCGGACAAACCCAACAUAAUCCAGUCUCCUUGCCCCACGGAGCAAUCUGGAGGAGAAGACAGUCCCAGGUCCUUCUCUUCCUCUGAUCUAGAAUCAGGGAAUGAGAGAGAGUGGAUCAGAGACUACAUUGCUACCAGAGCCAGCCUUUCGACGGUGACCUCAAGACCUCGAGACCCUCUCGGAAUUCUUACCAGGAUUUUUCCAGGUUACAGGCGUAGCCGCCUAGAAGGCAUUCUACAGUUCUGUAAGGGAGAUGUAGUCCAAGCCAUUGAACACAUUUUAAACGGGAAAGAACAUAAACCAGACUGCAGGGACCCAGCACACGCAGACUUGGAAAAUGCAGCCUUUCAGAGAGCUUCAGAUUUUACUCUUGCUGGCAUUGGCUUUGGAACUCUGGGUAAUAAAUCAGCUCUCUCUCCACUUGAAGCUGCGUCUGCUGUUUAUGGAGGAGAUUCAGGUCUCUACAGUUUCAAUCCUAGACUAGCUUUCAGCCCACUGCGCCUGGCAUAUUCUCCAGGAAGAGCGCUGUCUGGCUUGGUGUCGCCCUACCUAACACCUGGGCUGGUUCCAGCAUUGCCUUUUCGGCCAGCUUUGGAUUAUGCCUUUCCAGGGAUGAUUAGGGAGCCGUCCCAUCUUCCCAGCAAGCACUUAAUAACUGGUGGUAGACUGUAUUUCAGGCCCAAUCAGGAACAUGUGUAACAUACCAACUCCACCAUUCUUUGGUGUUUCAGAAACCAUCACACACACACACACACACACACACACACACACACACACACACACACACAUAUUGAUGUUCGUCAUUGAGUAUAAAAGUGGCUUGCCAGCCUUAAAUGCUAUUUUUAAGCAAUGUAUAGACUUUAGACUUGAAGAGUUUUUUUUUGAGCAUUUAUUAAGGCUAAGAAACAUUUGGACAUUAUAUGUGCCUUGAAUAAACCUAUUUCAGGAAAUAAUCUUAUUUUAAACUAUUGAUUUUUCUCCAUAAAUUAUCAUUUCUAUUAUAAAGACAUACCUAUUUUUAUUUUAUUGUAGAGCUGGGCUUAUAGUUGUAAAAAAACUUGUAAAAACAUCAUAUGAUAGACAAUGAACCAAGGGGAGAUUAAAAACUGAGUUUAAUUCUAUGUGGGCAUUGUUCUAAAACAACUCCCUCUCCUUCUCCAUGUCCCCCACCCCACCCCACCACCACAAGUGACCAGAAGUUAUUUCAACAUUUGGAGACAAAUGUUCAUUAGUAAGUAGAUCCAAUAAACUUGAAUAUAUCAUU